AUGUCGCAUAACAGAUUCAUUCAAUCGUUUACUCAGUUUCCCAAGGAUAUAUUCCGCGUGAACUCAGGCACCUCCAUCCGGCUCCGGGCUUGGCCAGGUCCACGACGACCACACGGCGUAUUCGACCUUCUUACAACUGCAGGAAAAGUACAACCGAAGGCUCUCAACCCAGCCACUUAUGAAUUCCCUAAUGGGGCUUCCAUGCGCCCCAACUCUAGGACACAACAGAACCUCGUUCGCACUGUCAAACCCUGGGGUGGUCUCACUAUUUACAUAUAUGCUAUUAUGGCUGGAACUCAUCUCCCUGACGAUCUCAUUCUUGUCCACGAAUUUCGCGACCAUUACUCACUACAAGCCCGGAAGGAGAUGACAGUCGAAGGUACUAAUAAUAUGGUCCACUAA
This is a messenger RNA of Penicillium psychrosexuale, 402 nucleotides long. RefSeq lists its product as uncharacterized. NCBI's taxonomy places the organism in Eukaryota, Fungi, Ascomycota, Eurotiomycetes, Eurotiales, Aspergillaceae. The transcript is spliced from 3 exons. The record is from RefSeq and is a predicted model, not a curated record. The coding region runs from base 1 to 402 and encodes 133 amino acids.